This is a messenger RNA of Trichosurus vulpecula (common brushtail), 1964 nucleotides long. It is a transcript of the gene CTSF, whose product is annotated as cathepsin F. The record is from RefSeq and is a predicted model, not a curated record. The transcript is spliced from 14 exons. Gene Ontology annotation, cellular component: lysosome. Gene Ontology annotation, molecular function: cysteine-type endopeptidase activity; cysteine-type endopeptidase inhibitor activity. Lineage: Eukaryota; Metazoa; Chordata; Mammalia; Diprotodontia; Phalangeridae. The coding region runs from base 98 to 1438 and encodes 446 amino acids.
UCCAAAGAGCUCGCUGCAGGAGGAGUCUUCACUGCUGGCUGCCCUGGUCCUCCAGAGCAGUAGAGAGCUGAGGUCAGUGGCUGACCGCGGUCCGGCCAUGGCGGCCUGGUUGCUGCUUUUCCCGAUGCUGUCGUCUGUGCUUCUGGGUGGGGGCGGCUGGCGCCUUCCGCUGGCGUCAGACCCCGCGCUGGAGGCCCCGGCUCAGUUUGCGAUGGAGGUUUAUAACCGAGGCCGCGAUCCUGGGGCUGCGGCGGUGCUGCAGAGCGUCCAGGGGCGGAGCCUGAAGAUGGCCCAUGGGGUUCUGUACUCCCUGGAAGUGACACUGCAUGAGCCGACUUGCAGCCUCUCCACAACCUGCAAGGACCCCCAGCCUUCAGGGACCCUGCUUUGUCGUUUUGAAGUCCUGGACCAGAUGUGGGCCAAGCAGAUGCUGCUGAAGCAAGACUGUGGCCAGCCUGGGGCCCAGCAUCUUCCGUGGAGUUCUGGCCAUCAGCCUCCCAUCCCCCCACCACAGGGUGACUCAGUGCAGCUUAUCAUACUCUUCAAGGACUUCCUCUCCACCUACAACAAGAGCUAUGCCAAUGCCACAGAGACACAGCGCCGUCUGGGCAUCUUUGCCCAGAACCUGGAGCUAGCCCAGAAGAUGCAGGAGUUGGACCAGGGUUCUGCCGAGUACGGAGUCACCAAGUUCAGUGACCUCACAGAGGAGGAGUUUCGGACUUUCUAUCUGAACCCCCUAUUAAACAGCCUCCCAGGCCAAGCUCUGAGGCCAGCCCCACCUGCCAAGGGCCCAGCCCCUGCUUCCUGGGACUGGAGAGAUCAUGGGGCUGUCACCGAAGUCAAGAAUCAGGGUAUGUGCGGGUCCUGCUGGGCCUUCUCUGUCACAGGCAAUGUGGAAGGGCAGUGGUUUCUACGCCAUGGGACCCUGCUGGCCCUUUCUGAGCAGGAGUUGGUGGACUGUGACACCCUGGACCAUGCCUGUGGCGGAGGCCUUCCCUCCAAUGCCUAUAUGGCCAUUGAGAGACUGGGUGGGCUGGAGACAGAGAAGGACUAUGGUUAUGAGGGCCGUAAAGAGCGCUGCAGCUUUUCUCCUGACAAGGCGAGGGCCUAUAUCAACAGCUCCGUGGAUCUGAGCCGUGAUGAACAAGAGCUCGCAGCCUGGCUGGCGGAGAAUGGCCCCAUCUCCAUCGCUCUCAAUGCCUUCGCCAUGCAGUUCUACCGCCGUGGGGUCUCCCACCCAUUCCGGCCCCUCUGCAGCCCCUGGUUCAUUGACCAUGCUGUGCUGAUUGUGGGUUUCGGCAAUCGCUCAGGCAUCCCCUUCUGGGCCAUCAAGAACAGCUGGGGCCGAGACUGGGGUGAGGAGGGUUAUUAUUACUUAUAUCGAGGGGCCCGGGCCUGUGGGGUGAACGUCAUGGCCAGCUCUGCUAUCGUGGACUAGAGAGCCUGCUUGGGUCCGGAAUUGGUAAUAGCAGUACCCGCUCUGGGCAGGGCAAUGUCUCAGAAGCUGCCCGGCCUGGUUCGUGAACUCAGACCCCCUAGACUUGCCUAGGCUAGUGUGGAUCAUCCCUGUUGGUGUUGGCACUCUCAGCCCUGCCAAGGGCUGUUUGAGGACAAGUAGCUUGGUGUGGGGAGGGAGGCAAAGGGCUGAGGGCCCAGCACCAGCCAAGAGUAGCUGGGGGCCCACAUGGAGCAGGAUGUCAGAGGCUGAUGGAGAGAAGGGGUCCCUUCAAGUGAGGCAGGACCCCUGGGAUCUGUUCUGGGAGUUCAGGGAUUGCUGCUUGCCUCCGAUCUGAAGAUCUAAAGCCCGCUUCUGUCACAUUCCCAGCUACUGUAGAUAAGGCCCCCCUCUGUAUGACGGUGUGAAUUCUUCUUCCUCCCCUAGCUGAGAUGAAAACCACAUCUGUUACAAUUGAAGGCCUGUGCCUGACCACCCUCUAGCAUCAAUAAAGAUAGGACCCUUCCUG